Molecule: messenger RNA, 1137 nt
Organism: Parascedosporium putredinis
Lineage: Eukaryota; Fungi; Ascomycota; Sordariomycetes; Microascales; Microascaceae
Source: the annotation of a GenBank genome assembly
AUGCUUUUGCGCAUCCUCACCGACAACCCUAAUAUCACUACGUUUACCCGCAACUUUGACAAGAAGUUUGUCGACGUUGUCAAGGAUCUUCUCAAAUAUGCCAAGGACCCCAGCGUCCGCACGAUCCUUGUCGAAACCCUCGACUCCUUCGAGUACGCAAAGAGCUACGACGAGGGUUUAGCCCUACUGAUAGAGAUGUGGAAGAAGGAUAAGAGCAAGAUCUACAAAAAUUAUGGCCUCACGCCUCGAACCCUCAACGCCCCCGCUUUCCAGCCCGUUCCUCAGGACAGCCACUUUAACGGCACGCAGGGAGCCGGCCACCGCACCUCGCGCCUGCCUGACCCCGUCCAGCUAGCCGCCCGUCUUGAAGAAGCAAGCACGUCGGCUAAGCUACUUACUCAAGUGGUUUCCCAUUCGGAGCCGCGUGAGCUUCUCGAUAACGAUCUCGUAAAAGAAUUUUCGGGCCGAUGCCAGCGGGCGUCCCGGUCCAUACAAGGCUAUAUGACGGCGGAGAAUCCUGCGCCGGACAACGAUACGAUGGAAUCGCUCAUCAACACGAACGAGCAGCUGCAAAGCGCACUCAACCUCCACCAACGGGCCGUGCUAAGCGCCAAGAAACAGCUAGGCAUCGUCUCUUCUCACUCGCCUGCCCAGCCAGGAACGCCUAGUCCUGAAGUGCCCCUCAUAUCGGGCGCCAAUAACCCGUGGGUGGGCAACGACGGCAACGAUGCGGGUAUAGGUGGUGUUGGGGCAAGCCGCAGCAACAGCGGAGCCCAGGGCUCGUCAUCGCGGUCAGACCUACCACCACCGCCUCCGCCCCGAGAGAAGAAGGGGAAGGGCGCGGUGACGCCUUAUGCCGAGGAGCCUCGAGAUCCGUUUGCUGAUCCGCACGAUGAGGCAGCAGGGCCGGCGGCUGGUGGCAGCGGCAGUGGCAAUGGUGGUGCCGGUAAGGCGUCCAUCGCAGGCGAUGAUCUACUCCAGCUCAACUCGUUCCACGUCGACUUUGACGCCUACAAGCCCUCGGGAUUGGAGCCAACAAGCAAUAAUCGCGUGGGCAAAGGUUCUGGAGCGGCGGAUGACGACGACAUUUAUGACUCAGCGCCGAGGACGAAAGCAGGCGGCGCAAGCGGUAGCUGA